Molecule: messenger RNA, 354 nt
Organism: Striga asiatica
Lineage: Eukaryota; Viridiplantae; Streptophyta; Magnoliopsida; Lamiales; Orobanchaceae
Source: the annotation of a GenBank genome assembly
AUGCCUUCGACCUCAGCGAUGGCCGGAAAAGGGAUACUGCAGAAGGUCGACAAGAAAAGUGGGGUGACGAGAUUUUUUGUAUGGGGUCUGCUACAUGCCGAGUUCUUGCCGUUUUGGCUCUGUUUUGCUGGUUUCUGUAACGGCGUCUGCUGGUUCUCUUAUGCCUUCCUCAAGAAAUUCGACCCGUACCUUGCUAUUACAAAUGGGCUUGGGGGGCUGUUUGGCUUAUUCCAGAUUAUUGUCUAUGCUUACUACACCUUAAGAGCGAAGAGUAACAAGGGGUCAUCAGUAGGAGAUGGUGCUAAGACAAGUGAUGAGCAGCUCAAGAAGAACUACAUGGCAUCACCAGCUUGA